Molecule: messenger RNA, 1880 nt
Organism: Chionomys nivalis (European snow vole)
Lineage: Eukaryota; Metazoa; Chordata; Mammalia; Rodentia; Cricetidae
Gene: Adat1
Product: adenosine deaminase tRNA specific 1
Exons: 10
Coding region: 223-1719 (498 amino acids)
Biological process (GO): RNA processing
Molecular function (GO): adenosine deaminase activity; RNA binding
Source: RefSeq, a predicted model, not a curated record
UCUGUGGCGGUAAACCGGUUCGUGUGGAGGGCGUGGAGUGUGGAUGACAGUGUCUUAGGAUCUCCAGAUUGGCGUCCAGAUCUCGGGGCCAGGUCUACACAGCCGGCUUUGUGUGGGAGGACACGUGUCCUCUUCUCCCACGGAGUGGUCUCACGUUCCUGCCAGGCGCUCCCACCCCGGGGUCGGAAGGUCUGGGCUUCUAUCAGGGCCUCAGCUCCAGAUAUGUGGACAGCAGAUGAGAUUGCUCAGCUGUGCUACACACACUAUAGUGUCAAACUGCCCAAGCAGGGGAAACCUGAGCCAAACCGUGAAUGGACUUUGUUGGCAGCGGUCGUGAAGAUACAGUCUCCCUCUGGCCAAACUUGUGACACCACUGAUAAGGAGGUGCAAGUGACAAAGGAAGUUGUCUCAAUGGGAACAGGGACGAAAUGUAUAGGCCAGACCAAGAUGAGGAAGAGCGGAGACAUCCUCAAUGACAGCCAUGCUGAGAUCAUAGCCAGAAGGAGUUUCCAGAGAUACCUUCUCCAUCAGCUCCAUUUGGCAGCCGUCCUGAAAGAGGAUAGUAUCUUUGUGCCAGGAACUCAAAGAGGACUGUGGAAGCUCAGACCUGACCUGUCUUUUGUGUUUUUCUCUAGCCACACACCCUGUGGGGAUGCUUCCAUCAUCCCGAUGCUUGAGUCUGAAGAACAACCUUGCUGUCCUGUCGUCAGAAAUUGGGCCAACAACUCAUCUGUAGAAAGGAGUGAGAAUCUAGAGGAUUCCAAAAAUAAAAGGAAUUGUGAGGACCCUGACAGUCCUGUAGCCAAGAAGGUGAAGCUUGGAACUCCUGCCAGGGAGCUCUCCGGCUGCGUGGCUCACCAUGGGAUGCCGGAAAGUGGUAAAAUCAAACCAGAUGUCAGCAGCUCUAAUCUCACCAAGGAGGAACUCGCCGCUGCCCAUGGAAUAGCUCCAGGUAGUUUCAAAGUGGUGGAUGUGUAUAGAACAGGAGCCAAGUGUGUCCCUGGAGAGACUGGAGACUGGAGAGAGCCAGGUGCUGCCUACCACCAGGUGGGGCUGCUUCGAGUAAAGCCAGGCAGGGGCGACAGGACAUGCUCCAUGUCCUGCAGUGACAAGAUGGCAAGGUGGAGCGUCCUCGGAUGCCAAGGCGCACUGCUGAUGCACUUCCUGGAAAAGCCCAUCUACCUGUCCGCCGUGGUCAUUGGGAAGUGCCCGUACAGCCAGGAGGCCAUGAGGAGAGCCUUGACUGGCAGGUGUCAGGACAUCAUGGCUUUACCCAGAGGCUUUGGAGUUCCUGAACUGAGAAUAGAGCAGUCAAGUUUACUGUUUGAACAGAGCCGCUGUGCAGUGCAAGUGCAGAGAGCCGACGGACCAGGCCGGCUCGUUCCUUGUGGGGCAGCUAUCAGCUGGAGUGCUGUUCCUGAGCAUCCUUUAGAUGUGACUGCCAACGGUUUUCCACAGGGAACAACCAAGAAAGAAAUUGGAAGCCCUCGAGCCAGAUCCCGAAUCAGUAAGGUGGAACUCUUUAGAUCAUUCCAGAAGCUGCUGAGUAGCAUUGCAGAAGACAAGCAGCCAGACUCUGUCAGGGUGCAGAAGCUGGACAGCUAUCAGGAGUACAAGGAGGCUGCAGCUGCCUACCAGGAAGCCUGGAGUGCGCUCCGGAGGAAACAGCCCUUUGCAUCCUGGAUCAGAAACCCUCCUGAAUACCACCAAUUUAAAUGAGCUCCUGCUGCCAUCAGGACCCUUCCUAUUGACCUGCCCUUCUUCAUGCUGCGCAAACCUCUGCUUUUCCGGUGCUUAAGUCAGAGAAGAAAGAAACGCCUUCUUCCAGAGUGCUGCACCUCAGUGUCAGUAAAGAUGGAACCUAUACCUCAUCAAUCUGU